This is a messenger RNA of Caenorhabditis elegans, 1007 nucleotides long. It is a transcript of the gene gras-1, whose product is annotated as General receptor for phosphoinositides 1-associated scaffold protein 1 homolog. The record is from RefSeq and is marked reviewed. Gene Ontology annotation, cellular component: nucleus; plasma membrane; perinuclear region of cytoplasm. Lineage: Eukaryota; Metazoa; Nematoda; Chromadorea; Rhabditida; Rhabditidae.
GAGUUUCUGCUUUUAUGGAUCACAUCGACGCUCAUAGUGCGGUUUCCACGAGUUCGAGCUCUUCAAAAUAUGAUACGCCGGAUGACAAUAUUUCUGAACAGCGACUAUUGUGUGACGCAAAAGAAGAAUAUCCACUGAAUGAUUAUCUUUUCGAUGGGAUCAAUCAAGAAUCCGCACAACGGAGCCUUCUUCUAUGUCGUCAAACAUUUGAAACUUCCUUUGGCUUUGCUCUCCAAUCAUAUGUAUUCAAAAGAACAUCUUCAAACAGUUACGAAAGAAUAACUUAUGUGGAUUACGUGUCGGCUGAUAGCCCAGCUGAUCGCUGCGGGAUAACACGAGGCGACAUGGUCAUUGCUGUCAAUGAAAAAAGCGUCGUCACUGCCUCCCAUGCAGAAAUCGUCGAAUCAAUUGCUCAGUGUCUUCAAGUCAGUCUCGUUCUGGUCUUCAAAGAUGUAGCAAGAAUCGUGGAAUUGAGCAUGCGGUCGAUUCAGUUACGAUUCAUGCUCGAUGCAAAAAUUAGAGAAUUGAGGAUGCUCGAAAAGACGGAAGAAGAUUUGCAAGCAUUAUAUGACGAUGAACAUGGCAAUGAGGAGGAAGACGAAUCACUUGAAAGCACGCUUUACGAACUUGAUGAGGAGCUAAAAAAUGUACAAAAUCCACAAGAAAAGGAAGCAAACGGCACUGAUUAUCGCCAUCUCAUUCGCAUCAACAGUAGCACGUCUGUUGGAACUCCCCAAGUCACGCGUCUCUAGUAAAAUCAAUGUCUUUCAUAUUUUCACGUUUAUCUCUGAACACUCAUGGGUAAACAUGUAUACUCUAAUUAUAUAUUUCGAUCCCUGGUACAUAGUUGUACAUAUAUGUAUUUUAACUUCCUGUCUCCGCCCAAAAUUUGCCAUUUUAUUCCCAUUCCAGUCAUUUUGAUUCCCACAAACCUGUGAUCAUGGUUAUGAUUCUAGCCUGCCUGUUAUACUAUUAGUUUCAGGAAAUAACAUGAAGUUUUAUCUACU